This is a messenger RNA of Geodia barretti, 1446 nucleotides long. The record is from the annotation of a GenBank genome assembly. Lineage: Eukaryota; Metazoa; Porifera; Demospongiae; Tetractinellida; Geodiidae.
AUGGGCGUGGAACUUGCGGUUGCGGGAGAUAAGGAGCCCACGAACGAAGACGAUGAGGUUGUGUCGUAUGUGGAGCCGAAUCGCGGGGUGUACAAGAAGGUGAUUAUCCGCGAUGGCAAGGUCGCGGGGGCGAUAUUGCUGGGCGACGGGUUCACCGCGCCGCGAUUGCUGCAGGCGUUCGACAGGGGUGAGACGCUGCCGCAGAACCGCGCGGAGUUGCUGUUCCCGCUGUCGGGUGAGGCUGCUGUGCUGGAUCUUGCGGAUAUGCCGGAUGACGCGCAGGUGUGCAAUUGCAAUGGCGUGUCGAAGGGGAAGAUCAUUGCGGCGGUGGAUGCUGGAUGCCGCAGCCUGAAGGCAGUGUGUGAUGCGACGAAGGCGGGAACCGGGUGCGGGUCGUGCAUUCCGCGGGUGCAGGCGGUGCUGGAGUUGGCGGCGGACGGGCUGGUGGCGGAGGACCCCUCAGAGCACUACUAUGUGCCGGCGAUAGCGAUGACGAAACCGGAGCUUACUGCUGCAAUCAGGUUGCAGGGGCUUCGGAGCGUAUCGGCGGUGCUGGAAACGCUGACGGGCGGCAAGGAGGAUGCGGCGAGCAAGAUGGGUCUUGCGUCGCUGCUGAAGACGAUAUGGGAGGAUGAGUACCAGGACGAGCGGGAUGCGCGCUUCAUCAACGACCGCGUGCAUGCGAACAUACAGCGGGAUGGGACUUUCAGUGUUGUGCCGCGCAUAUACGGUGGGGUUACUUCGCCCGACGAGCUUCGGCGGCUGGCGGAUGUGGCGGAGAAGUAUGAGGCGAAGAUGGUGAAGAUCACGGGUGGGCAGCGCAUCGACCCGCUUGGCAUACCGAAGACGCACCUGCCGGAUGUUUGGCAGGAGUUGAAGAUGCCGUCGGGGCAUGCGUACACGAAGGCGUUCCGCACAUGCAAGACGUGCGUGGGGACGGACUUCUGCCGGUACGGUGUGGGUGACAGCGUGAAGCUGGGCAUCGAGAUCGAGAAGCGGUUCCAGGGUGUGGAGUCGCCGCACAAGAUGAAGCUGGCGGCGUCGGGUUGCCCUCGCAACUGCGCUGAAUCCACGACAAAGGACCUAGGCGUGGUCGCUAUCGAGGGCGGCAAGUGGGAGAUUUACAUCGGCGGCGCGGCUGGGUCGCGGGUGCGCAGGGGCGAUGUCUUGUGCAUCGUGGACAGCCAUGACGAUGUGCUGAAGUACAUGGGGCGGUUCAUGCAGUAUUACCGGGAAAACGCGAAGUAUCUUGAGCGCACAUACGGGUUCGUGGAGCGCGUGGGCAUCGAGCAUGUGAGAAGCGUGCUAAUCGAUGGUAGCGAGGGGAUAUGCGAGCGGCUUGACGCGGAAAUACAGACGUCGGUGGAUGCGUACAAGGACCCGUGGCUGGAGGCUGAGAUACCGGUGCAUCCGAACCAGUUCGUGAGCGUUGCGGCGGGUAGCUAA